CUUGACUGACGUUGACACUUGAUUUCAUUGUUUUGUUUUUUUCUGUGCUAUCUUUUUGGGUUGGGUGCGUGCGUCGUGGUAAUUUUCCUUGUGGUUUUUUAUUAAUUGCUAUUUUUAGUGAUUAAAAUGAAUGUUUUCUGUACUACGAAUUGUCGAAUUGAUGCUAUGGCUUCAUCACUUUGUUGUCCAGUGAAUCUCAAAGAGUAUCUUGAGCAUUAACUGGUCACAAUCUUUUUGUAAAUAGCUUUAAUCAACUUUUAACUUAUAUUUAAGUAUUUGUCUCUGUUAUUUUAUUUCAAUGUCAAAACAUAACACCUUUUGACACAAUCUUAUCUUUCUGCUCAAGAUAAAUAAUUCAGUCAUACAGCUCUAGUUGCCCAUAUCACUACAUAAAAUAAUUUUAAAAUUUUUCUUGUGACUUUUGUUGAAUAUCAUCAAUAUGGCUUCUUCUGAUCCAGAAAUCAAAGAUGGAUUGACACUUCCAGUUUGGAUGAAAUCUAGACCCACAAAAGAGUUCGAGCCAUUCGCGGCGUCUCCACCUGAGGAUAUUUUCUACAUUCGCUAUCCAAAAACAGACAUUCUCUUCGGGAAGCCUAAAAUCGAGCAAGAUUUCUCCAAGCCUUUGAUCACAGAGUCCAAGGAGGUGACAGCGGCGCCCUCAUACAACGCGGUGAAGGAGAGAGACUGGUCGAAGCACACUAAACCCUGCCAGGACGUCCUGCAUGGCAUUGCGCCAAUAAACACUGCUGUGAAUUCAAUAUCUGCCAAGCCUAAACCAGCUGGCGUGGAUGAUGGGUUUAAAGGAGAGGGCGCGGCGUGCGGCACUUCUGUCGUCAAGGUCGCCCAUCAGAUGAUAACGAAAGGCGCGUCGUCCCGAGGGUUCACGAUCGCGACCCCCGACGAGGACGCCGACGGGCCCCCGCGGCUAUCGUCGCGACGCGGCAGCAAGAGCCUGCCCGCCUCGCCCUCGCACUCCCCGCGCGGCAGCCCCACCAGCCGCCGCAAGAUGACCGCCAACCGAUACUUCACGUCUCCGUUCGAGCCGUCGCCGGACGGUUCCGGGCGCUCGUGGCUGACGAUGGCUCUGCUGGGCUUCAAGAAGGAUCACAACGCAUCCACAUCCACGCUGGCUGAGGAAGACGCGCUCGAAGUUCGACUGCACGGCAGUCUCGCGGAGUCCGUAGAGAGACUGGGUCCGGCGCCCCGCAAAGAGCCCCUGGUGCCCCCCGCGCCCCCAGCGCCCCCCGCGGCCGCGCCGGAGCCCCGCCCGGUGAAGGCGGCGCACAGCUUACGCCCCAAGCCCUCCGAGCUGCGGGAGAUGAACUUCUGGUCGCCCACCUCCAUGUGAGCUGCUGGCUAGCCUCGUGCAAGGUCCUGUCCGGUCCUGUCGGCUUCUGGACGUUGCGUCUAUAGACGUGAUAACAAUUCAUUUUGUGUCUCGUUCAAAGGGUUCUCACUGAUCUGGAGUCAUUUAUUUCGUAAGACAUAAUGUUGGUAUUGAAUCCUGUUGACGUUUACCGACUGGGAUUUUUUUAUGGAAUAAGAGAGAUGGAACACUAUAUGGAGCGAUACGGUGUUGAUCAUAUUUGAUUAUUGGAUGUAUCAUGGGAUUGCUUAAAACAGCAUUUUUGACAUUUCUAUUGUGUUGUAGUGUUUAAUUUCUAAAUACUAUGGCUUUUUAUAUCGGUAUAUAGGAAUAAGAUUAACAGAUGCGGUUUCAGUAAUACUUACCCUUGUUCAAGUGAAAAGCGAUAAAAUAACUUGUAACAUUACUGAGUUUUUAUUCCAUUAGUUGAAUAAUAAUGUUAAAUUAUCGAUAUUGUCUUCAUUUCACUUCUUCAUUCCUCAAUAACACAUAGUGGAAACAAGGUAGUAGGUACUCCGUCGUAGUACCUACUAAUUCCAUGAGUGGAAAUUAGCUUGCAGGUUGCAAACUUCCUUUAACUUCUCAUAUCAAUAGGCAUUGGAUAUCUUUUACACUUCGUUUUGAAAAUGUUUAAAAUACAAAUUUUCGCAACUUAUGACCUAGUGAUUACAAAUAAUGAUAAAAUUGUGAGAAUGAUUGAUUGUUGACCAAAACUGUGUGAUAAUGAAUUAGUUUUCUUUUGCUAAUGAAGUAUUGUACCUACAUGUAAUCUGAUACUUUUGAUAUUACCUAGUAAUGUAGUUUGAUUUUAUUCUGAGCAGAAAUUAUAUAAUUGUGUAAACUCGGGUUUGUUAGCCCUAAAUUAUUUUGUAAGUCUUACAACAUAUAUUGUUCAAUAAAUAUUGUUGUAUCGUA
Molecule: messenger RNA, 2281 nt
Organism: Plodia interpunctella (Indianmeal moth)
Lineage: Eukaryota; Metazoa; Arthropoda; Insecta; Lepidoptera; Pyralidae
Exons: 7
Coding region: 440-1348 (302 amino acids)
Source: RefSeq, a predicted model, not a curated record